Molecule: messenger RNA, 408 nt
Organism: Aureobasidium musti
Lineage: Eukaryota; Fungi; Ascomycota; Dothideomycetes; Dothideales; Saccotheciaceae
Source: the annotation of a GenBank genome assembly
AUGGCAUUCUAUACAGCAGCUCCUUUCGUUGGCCCCGAAAUUGGCCCUAUUGUCGGAGGUUUCAUCAACUACUACACAAACUGGCGAUGGACCUUUUACGUCCUGCUGAUAUGGUCAGGCGGCAUGUUGGCCGCUAUCAUCACACUCGUUCCGGAAACAUACCAUCCCGUGCUUCUGCGCAAAAAAGCCAUCAAGCUCAGAAAGGAUACGGGCAAUCCAGCUUGGCGAGCACCAAUAGAAAACAUGAACAAAUCGGUCUUCCGGACAGUUGCAUGGAGCUGUGUCAGACCAUUCCAGCUUCUUUUUCUCGAAGCGAUGUGCCUGAGUCUGUGUAUCCUCUCGGCCAUUCUUCUCGGCAUUCUAUACUUGUACGUAGGCGAAGGUACCAUCGCCCAUUGGAUAUACUAA